Molecule: messenger RNA, 239 nt
Organism: Ostreobium quekettii
Lineage: Eukaryota; Viridiplantae; Chlorophyta; Ulvophyceae; Bryopsidales; Ostreobiaceae
Source: the annotation of a GenBank genome assembly
AUGCGCCUUCGCUUGGGAUGUGCCAGGACGGCCGCGGCGCUGCUGUGGUGCGCCGCGUUCUGGCUGGGAUUCGCGCAGAUAGCGGGCGAGGACGAGGGGGAAAAGGAGCAAGGCGGAGACGAGGGCGAGGUGGCCGGUCAGGGGUCCUCUGCCACGGCGCUGGGGCAAGUUGACGGCGAGGAGGACGGCGGUGGCGGACGCGGGCUGGCCGAACGCGUGGGAGGGGCUGCGGUCCUAGC